GGUGGCUCCUCCCCCUGGCUGACUGUGCCUCUUCAUCCAUCUGCACACAGUGUUGGGUAUGGCAGGGCUCUCUAUGAUCCCCUCCUCCUCCUCCUCUUCCUAUUCUGCUCUGUUAGGGGGUUUCCCCCUUUAAGCCACGUCUUUCAUCCUCCUGAUUCCUCUCCUUGUAUUGGUGUUGUGGGGUUUUGUGUCUCCAUCCCCUCCCCCCUCCAUCCUCUGCCCCCCUUUCCCUCCUUUUCCCUGCCUGGGCUGUCAUUGUAUGUAGUCUGAUCUCUUCUCCUUUUCCUGCCAUUCUAUAUCCCCUCCCCCCCUUCCCUCCAUCCAUCCUCUACCUGCCUGGGCCCCUGAAGACAAGCUGCUCCUGGAGCCGGACCCCACCUCCUGCGCUGGAUGGUCUGCAGACACCCCAUUUAUCCAGCAUCGCUGAACCGCAGCAGGAAGAGCAGACGCCUGGCCGGGACCCUCUGUCUUCAGGUUUCCUGCUGAGCAUCGUGUAAUGACCUCAAAUGUCGUCAAAGCAGCUUCUCCAUUGGCUAGCGCUGUGACAGGUGCGAUGGAGCUGUCUGUGGCUCAGUGGCUUCUCGUCGUCUGUCUGGUGGCUUUCCCUCUCCUCUACGAAUGGAGCAUCUCCUUCAAGUACUUCUGCAAAAUGGCUUUCUAUAAUGGCUGGAUCCUGACGUUGGCCAUACUGGCUAUUCCCAUAUGUGCCGUUAGGGGGCGCAAUGUAGAGAAUAUGAAGGUGCUGCGGUUCAUGCUCCUGCAUAUUAAAUAUCUCUAUGGGAUAAAGAUCGAGGUCCGAGGCUGGGAGAACUUCAACAUUAAGGAGCCGUAUGUGGUCGUGUCAAAUCACCAGAGUUCCCUGGAUCUGCUGGGAAUGAUGGAGAUCUUGCCAGGUCGCUGUGUGCCCAUCGCCAAACGUGAGCUCAUGUAUGCUGGCACCGCUGGUCUGGCGUGCUGGUUGGCUGGAGUAAUUUUCAUCAACCGUAAAAAGACAGACGAUGCCAUCAGCGUGAUGACAGAAGCAGCAGAGACCAUGCUCAAGGAGGACGUACGUGUGUGGGUAUUCCCAGAGGGUACCAGAAAUCACAGCGGCUCUCUCCUGCCAUUUAAACGAGGAGCCUUUCACCUGGCUGUGCAAGCUCAGGUCCCGGUUAUUCCCAUCAUCAUGUCUUCCUAUAAGGAUUUCUACAGUAAGAAAGAAAAAAAGUUUACGACAGGGCAAUGUACAGUGAAGAUCCUCCCAGGUGUACCCACCAAAGGCCUGUGCGCCGAUGACGUCCCUGAACUUGCUGACAAAGUCCGAGGGCUGAUGCUUGAGACUUUUACUGAAAUCUCUAACGAGCGUCCAGGGAAAGAACCUGGCGGUGUACACUGAUCCCCUCUUCUACCAUCCUUUUCUUGUCAUUGUUGGCCAGGGAACACCCCCCAUUCAGGAAAAGCCAAGAGGAGAGACCCGUCUAGAGGGAGAGGAGAGAGAGAGCAAAACCAUUUGAAAACAAUCUCUACAGUUAAGAGCAUUGCUGCCCAAACUGAUCCAUUUUGGCCACCUAAGGAGAUCACCAGAAGAACUUCACUGCUAACACUGCAGGAAAAGCAGCAAUACUAGCAGCAUGGAGAUGGAUCUUCCCUACUACUGCCACCAAGGAAAGAAAACAUAGGCAAUGCCAUUCUAUAGCAAAUUGUAUUUGGUUAAAAUGGUGCAGGGUGCAUAAAAGGCAGCGGAUAGGCGAAAUAGGUCAACAUUUCAAAAAAAAAAAAAAAAUGGCUAUGGGUCAGUUACUGACAGUGGAAAAAGUUUACAGUAGACCUUCCAUUUCAUUUCAAACAAGUCUGUACAUAUUCAAUUUUAGCUUUAUAUAACAGAAGUUUAUUAUAUUCCUGGCCUUUUUCUGUGUAGUAGAGCAUUCUGGAGCAACAAUCUUGGCAUAGCCUCAAACCACACCUAGAGAGCUUAGUUUCUGAACACCCCCGUCCCUUAAGACCUCAGACCCAAAUGAAUAUCAUUGCAGAUUGGCUGUGAAGGCAAUCACUGCUAUCACAUGACCAGGAACUCGGCAUAGAACUUUGGUGCAACCUGCAGAGGGUGGGGGGGACCAUUAUUUGCACUUUAGGUACUUCACAUUUCACCUACUUUACACAGCCUGGGGCAUUGUAUACUAUAACGGUAGAAUGUAUUUUUUUUUUUUGUUACGCAAGAAUCGCUUUACAGGGUUGAUGAUGAUCGAAAAAAAAAAAAAUUUGGAAAAGAAUGUUGGGUAGGUGGCAGGCAAAAUGGGGAGAUGCAUUUUAAAUAUCCUCAUCCUGAAGAUCAUUGAAAAGAAACCUAUGUUAACCCGGAUUUGCAGAUUUGAUCUGACCAAUGAACAAAUGGCGGUACUGGAAUUCUUUAGGGUGCCUGGCUGGGACUCGAGUUCAUGAAGGAAAGCUGUUCAGAUAACAUUCCAUUUCUUGGAAGGAGAUGGGCGUUAUUCAGUACAACAGAGUCAGUCUCUUUAUUCAUUUAUGAGGGGGUGCCUUAAAUCUGUGUAUUUAUUUAUUUAUUGGAUGCUAGUACUGGUCUCUCCAGCUCUUUCCUUGACAGCUUUUUACGGUCUCCUCCUCCACCGGCGGCCUUCUCACUCUCUCUCUUUUCCUUCUCUUUUUCGAUUACAAGCAACUGUUGCCAGGAAUUGGAUAGGUCAGUUACUUAGGGUACGAAAAUCUGGCAUUGCCCUAACUACCUGCCCUGUAUGGCCUUCCAGAAAAUGACAUGGACUUGACAUGGGGGCAAGAACCAUGGAACUGCUCUGCCCAACUUUGUGGCCUCUUCCCCAGGAAGCCUUCCCAUCUCCUCAAGCUCCCGUCACUCCACAACCGCCGACCUGCAGCUUUUUCGCCUCUUCCCAGAUUCUUGUCUUGUGGCCUGAGAUUUUCCACGUUUAUUUUUUUUGUUACACUCCAGCCACCUCAAGUCCUUUGUGUCCAUAUAUGCCUCCCCUUUCUACGCCUUUCUUGUGUACCAGUGUGAGGCGUGGAAGAACUACAUGUGCCAAUGUGUUCGUAACUGUGGAUUAGGGGAAGAGGAUAUCAUGUGGGUAUGACGUGGGUUGGAAUGUUGCGUGGGCGGGAGGGGGCAUAUUAAUCUCCUGUCCUGUAAAUGUGAAGUAGCAUUGCACAAACUUUUCUGGGU
Rana temporaria (common frog) is the source of this 3169-nucleotide messenger RNA. RefSeq names its product 1-acylglycerol-3-phosphate O-acyltransferase 1 (gene AGPAT1). Gene Ontology annotation, cellular component: endoplasmic reticulum; membrane. Lineage: Eukaryota; Metazoa; Chordata; Amphibia; Anura; Ranidae. Bases 497 to 1375 code for a protein of 292 amino acids. Gene Ontology annotation, molecular function: 1-acylglycerol-3-phosphate O-acyltransferase activity. The record is from RefSeq and is a predicted model, not a curated record. Gene Ontology annotation, biological process: phosphatidic acid biosynthetic process. The transcript is spliced from 9 exons.